This is a messenger RNA of Nasonia vitripennis (jewel wasp), 1868 nucleotides long. RefSeq lists its product as uncharacterized. The record is from RefSeq and is a predicted model, not a curated record. Gene Ontology annotation, cellular component: membrane. NCBI's taxonomy places the organism in Eukaryota, Metazoa, Arthropoda, Insecta, Hymenoptera, Pteromalidae. Bases 294 to 773 code for a protein of 159 amino acids. The transcript is spliced from 5 exons.
CCCAGCAGCUUAUAACACCGAGAUCCAAACAAAAACAACGCGCAGCGCAGUGCAUCAACAACGUAAAAUUUCGGCCUCGCCUCUUUCCAAUUGGGCGACGUCCUCGCGCAGACUGAUGAUAUCAUCGGUAUAUGACGUCAGCCCAGCCGCGCGCGCGGUGUGUCUCUCGCGGCGCGCGUUUUCCUCAGUCAGUCAAACGCGGCCGACCUGUUCGCAACACCAGCUACUGCUGCUCUGCUGCUACUGCAUAUUUUGCACGUUUACUCAGCGUGAGGAAGAUCAAAUAAGCAAACAUGUCGCACUCGGUAACGAUCCAGACCAGGACGGUGACGACCGGCAGCCCGUCGGCCAUCAACACGACUUUCUGCAGAUCCUGGACAGGAAUCCUGAAGCUCGCGCAAGUGAUCCUUGGCGCCAUCAGCGUGGGUUUGUCCGGAUAUUCGUUAAGCCAAUAUAACUCGACUACCACCGAGAACCUCUUCUUCCUAAUGAUAGCCACUACCUUUAUGAUAUCGAGCUUCAUUCUGGUACUCAGCUAUCUCUGCUCGUACACCACAGAGUCCAUCAUUUCGAAAACCGUUUUCGAACUACUGUUCCACGCAAUUGCCUUCGCUCUUCUUCUUGCCGCAUCGGUGACGCUCAUACAGAGGGUCUCGAAUGGAUACUAUAAGCAAGAUAAGCUGCAACUGGGUGCAUCAAUCUGCGGCUUGAUAAACGCAGUCCUUUACCUCAUUACCACAAUAUUCGCCCUUCGCACCUCGCGAGGUCUGUAAAUUCAAGCCCUGGUUGAAGCGAGAGAGAUUGAGACCGAAAGGACGAGGGAGAAAUUUUUAACAGCCUACCAAUGGACGCUUCUGCGGUUGUCUCGCAUUGUUUCGAUGACAAUGAUACGAACGCGCCUGUUUUUUUUGUUCGAUUUCUCAACUCGUUGUGUACUUAUAUACUCGACGAUCGUGUGCAAACAAAGGCGACUUCUUUUUUACGACUUCACUUUAGUACGCGGAACGUCCUAAAUGUUUAAUUGCUAUAUGUCUAGUGUCUUAAUACGCAUAUACUCUAUCGAUGUGCUGGAAAGUAUAGUUAAGCGCAGCUAUUCUGUAACUAUAUGUACGACUGCCUCAUAAUACAUCGCGUAUACCUUACAAUUGUUGAAUAUACUGUAGAGUAACACACGUAGCUUGAAAAGUUGUUGACGGACUUGCAUUUUUCACUGAGCAUUGGAUAAACCAGCAUUUCGCAGCAUACCUGCAAUAACAAUAUACGUACGGAGUUGCGCUUCCAUGAAAAAAGAUCACGUGCAUUUACGCCUGAUUAGUUUUUUAAACUUGUAUACCUAAUUGACAAAUUUUAUACAUCACUGUACACUUUUUACAAAAGGCCUAUUGCUAUAUGUGAACGAUGAUAAUGAGAUGUAUGUCAUUAUAUUAUUGAUGUUGGUUAUAAGUAAUAAUAAGACGAAAAUAAAAAAAAAUCAAAAUGAAUAAAUUAUACAGCGUAGCAUCUUGAACUGCCAGUUAGUAUGAAGCAUUUAACUUCUUAAAUAAUCCAACAAUAAUGAUUUAAAACUUUCAAUUGUCUCAUAUUUUUCAUAACGCUUUCAUAUUUGUAUUGUACGGUUGUUUAUAUUAACGGGUUCACUAACUCUGUUGUGUUUAUCAUUAAUUAAUAGGUAUCAGUAUAAUCUAAGUUCUUUAUGUACUACACUCCAUUGGUAUUUUUUAAAAUUCCCAAAAUGUACACAUUGAAUACCAAAAAUUAGUAAAUUAUUCGUAUUAUCUGUAUGAAUUUUAUCUUAUUGUAACAGCAUCGUUGUUCCUUGUAAACUAUUUGAGUUUAUCUAAUAAAUCAAACACAUUAUUCAUCAAAAA